UUCUGUUUGCACUUCAACAGUUUUGAAACAGAGUUUGUGUUUUCAGAUUCAGUCAGUCGCUGCUGUCUCUUAUCCUCUGAUCCUCAUUCUGCAUGCUUCUUUUUUUUUGUGGGUGUGCGUUUUGUGUAGGAGGCUCUUGCAGACCAUUGCCGGAUGUUAUCACUGAGGUGAGGUGACGGAUGGUCAUACAGCACCUGCUUUCUUUGAUCCCUAUGACAGAUGAUGUUCAAUUUGAAUUUAUCAGACUGAAGUAGAUAGAGAUCAAAGCACUGACUACGGAUAUUCAGAGAAAUGAACACCUCACAUCACCAUGGACCGCAUCAUUCAUACCGAAAUCACAGCCAGGGGGCUUUGCCAGUGGGAAAGCCUGAUCAAGGUGAGAGAGGAUCAACCUCUGGAUGUUACGAGCAGCUACUCAUCUCCACAGAGGUCUUCCUCACACUCGGGCUCGUCAGUCUCCUGGAGAACAUUUUAGUGAUUGCUGCUAUUAUCAAGAACAAGAACCUUCAUUCUCCCAUGUACUUCUUUAUCUGCAGUUUAGCUGUAGCAGACUUGUUGGUCAGUGUCUCCAAUGCCUCCGAAACGGUAGUGAUGGCACUCAUCACGGGGGGCAACCUAACUUAUCGCGAGAGCAUCAUCAAGAACAUGGACAACAUUUUUGACUCGAUGAUCUGCAGCUCACUGUUGGCCUCCAUUUGGAGUUUGUUGGCCAUAGCGGUGGACCGCUACAUCACGAUCUUCUACGCCUUGCGCUACCACAACAUCAUGACUCAACGGCGGGCGGGCACCAUCAUCACCUGCAUCUGGACCUUGUGUACGGUCUCUGGCGUGCUCUUUAUUGUGUACUCUGAGAGCACCACCGUUCUCAUCUGCCUUAUCAGCAUGUUCUUCACCAUGCUGGCGCUUAUGGCCUCGCUCUACGUCCACAUGUUUCUUCUAGCCCGGCUGCACAUGAAGCGCAUUGCCGCCCUCCCUGGCAACGGCCCUAUCUGGCAGGCGGCAAAUAUGAAAGGGGCCAUCACUAUCACUAUCCUGCUGGGAGUAUUCGUGGUGUGCUGGGCUCCCUUUUUUUUGCACCUCAUCCUCAUGAUCUCUUGCCCCCGGAAUCCAUAUUGCAUCUGUUUCAUGUCCCACUUCAACAUGUAUCUGAUCCUCAUUAUGUGCAACUCGGUCAUAGACCCUCUCAUCUACGCAUUCAGGAGCCAAGAGAUGAGGAAAACCUUCAAGGAGAUCUGCUGCUGCUGGUAUGGACUGGCGUCUCUGUGUGUAUAAGCUUGUUUCUGUUUGACGUCAAAGUACUGUUUGGGAGAUAGAUGUUGACUU
Molecule: messenger RNA, 1323 nt
Organism: Carassius gibelio (silver crucian carp)
Lineage: Eukaryota; Metazoa; Chordata; Actinopteri; Cypriniformes; Cyprinidae
Product: melanocortin receptor 4
Exons: 1
Coding region: 292-1272 (326 amino acids)
Biological process (GO): G protein-coupled receptor signaling pathway
Cellular component (GO): membrane
Molecular function (GO): melanocyte-stimulating hormone receptor activity
Source: RefSeq, a predicted model, not a curated record